GUCGACCAUCUUGUCAAUAUAAUAGAUAAUCUUCGGCGAGAGAAAACUGCUAUAGACUCCUUUUUUUGUCUUCAUAGCCACAUUAAAACGUAACGGACUGUCGGAAUUAGGAAGAUUUCAUAUAAAAGGUUGCUGCAACAACAAAGACCAUGCAUUCAUAGGAGAGGAGGAUUGCUUGCUACCUUAAGGUGAUAGAGUGAGGCAGCGUGCAGCAUUUGUCCAGGCCAGCCCAGGCCCAGGGGAGUGACCAACCGAGCGGAUGCCCUAGACUGUGUGGCAGGGGCGGCAGGCUCAACCAUGACUCGGCUGAUGUUAGGCCGGACCCUGGAGCGCAUCUGCAAGGCUGUCCUGCUGCUCUGCAUGGUGCACUUUGUCAUCAUGAUGAUCCUCUACUUCGACGUCUACAGCCAGCGCUUCGAUCAGAUCUUCAGCCGCUUCAACAACGGCCGCAACUCCAGCCGCAACGGACACCACUACUACUACAACCUCAGCCGGCCCAACGCCACCUUCGCCAGCUACCUGGCCACCGCAGACCAGCUGCUGCCCAGCGUACGACCUGAGGGAAACCACACACCACCAACUGCCAAACCUAUACCACCAUGCCCGGAGAUACCCCCUGGUCUGGUGGGCCGCCUCCUGAUCGAGUUCGCCUCCCAGAUGACAAUGGAACGGGUGCAGAAGGAGAACCCAAACGUGACGGAGGGGGGCAAGUACACCCCACCGGACUGCCGUGCCAAACAGAAGGUGGCUAUCAUUAUCCCAUUCAGACACAGAGAAAACCACCUCAAGUACUGGUUGCACUACCUGCACCCCAUCCUACGACGGCAGAAGAUCGACUACGCCAUCUAUAUCAUCACCCAGCUUGGUGAGGACACGUUCAACAGAGCCAAGCUCCUGAAUGUGGGCUACACCGAGGCCCUGAAGGAUGCAGAGUACGACUGCUUCAUCUUCAGCGAUGUGGACCUCAUCCCUAUGGACGACCGUAACCUCUACCACUGUUACGACCAGCCACGACACUUUGCCAUCGCUAUGGACAAGUUUGGCUUCAGGCUUCCUUAUGCGGGGUACUUUGGCGGGGUUUCCGGGCUGAGCAAAAAACAGUUUCUCAAGAUCAAUGGCUUCCCCAACGAGUACUGGGGCUGGGGAGGAGAAGAUGACGACAUCUAUAACAGGAUCACCCUCAACGGGAUGAAGGUGGUUCGACCGGACGUCCGGAUCGGCCGCUACAGAAUGAUCAAACAUGAAAGAGACAAGCACAAUGAACCCAACCCACAAAGAUUCAACAAGAUCCAGAACACCAAGAACACUAUGAAGAGAGACGGGAUCAGCACUUUAACGUACCGCGUGCUCCAGUUUAAGAAGUACCCUCUCUACACCAACAUCUCUGUGGAGAUCGGCAAGCCCCCGCCCCGGCCUUUCAGGGGCUAGACAGAUAGAGAGCCCCGGCCUUUCAGGGGCUAGACAGAUAGAGAGCCCUGGCCUUUCAGGGGCUAGACAGAUAGAGAGCCCCGGCCUUUCAGGGGCUAGACAGAUAGAGAGCCCCGGCCUUGACAUGGAGGAGGAGGAAGGGAGAUGGGGGAGAGAACUAUAAUACACAGCAGAGAGCCUUCAUCUCCUCCUCUACCUCCCUCAGCCUGACUCAGAUACCCCCCACCGACCUGCGCUAGGAGUCUGCCCUGGCCUCUCACAGCCCAGUCUGUGUGGGGAUACUGGUACACACUUGUUGCCCUCCCACCCUGCCAACGGCUCGACGGUUACGGCAGGCCUACAACAUGGCUGGGACCCUGACUGACUGACUAGCUCUCAGGAAUAGAUGAGGACAGAGGAUAUAUCAGAUUAGAUUCAGAUUCUUUCCCCUGGCGACAGUGCUGUUCUGGAAAUGCACACACUGUACAUGAAACACACAGCAAUAAGUCCAGUGCUACUGGUGUCUCGGUCCUGAUAACACAAAGCAACGGGGGUUCAAGAGGAGUCAUAUUAUAUUGGGUUGUUGAUAUGCUGGGGGUUGGGUUUGGGAUUCAGAGUUACAUGAGCAGAACCAAGAAGAACUGCCCUGAUCUCUCUGAGAGAAUCUGUCAAUCAGAACACUAUAUCGGCGCAAAAUGAAUGUGUACUGUCUGUGCCUGCAUCCAAUGCAGGCUUUCCCCAUUUCCCAUGUCUCUGACGUUGACAAACGGUGCUGGAGGAGAGCGACAAUGUGCACCAACACUUUUUAUUAAGACAGAGGUGUGACCUUCUGUGGAGAGAAUCAAGGUUGAGUGAAUAAAAUGAAUAAAGACCUCCCGGUAGUGGAUGGAUAUGGCUAUUCAAGGAACUAGUUUUGACCUGUUUGUGGAGGAGAAAGGUCCAGCAAAUAGAAGAGAAGAUGGACUUCUGGCAUGGUUCUGACAGGUUAUUAGAGACUAUUUUGUUGACGUGUUCUCACGCAAAGAGGAGGUUACAUUAGAUACUGAUGAAAGUGUAAACGUUUGCUGUAUGACAAUGUGUCCCAGACAGUUUUAGAAGAGGAUCAUCUAUUGCUCAAAUACAAGACUCUUUGCUCCACUUUUUUCUUUCAUUUCUAUUUCAAAAUGCAAUCCACGUUUUUGGAAAAGAAAAUGAUAAGGCAUCGAUAACCUAGUGGUUUAAAUUGUGAAUACUGUAAGGACUGUCUAGUAUGGUGAAUAUUUGCAUUGUAGCAUUAAUUUCAUCCAUUCAAAGUCAGAGGCACUGAAGCACUGAGGUGAUAAGAACAGAACUGAAGUUGGUUAUUUAUUGAGUCCCCUCGAAUAAAUGGAAAACCAGCCCACAUAUAGUAAGAAAAUAUAAAAUAUAAUUUCGCUAUUAACACCACCAGUAUAUAAAAGCCUUUUAACGUCAGUAAGCUUUUUCUUCUCUCAUUUUCUUCUCCUUUUCCUUUGUGUACUGCCUAAACACCAAACUGAUGCCUUCAAAAUUGUUAUGAGGGGCAAUGAUAAGGAAUGCUGCAUUCUGUUGUGUGAAGUGAUGUGGAAAUCUCUCUUUUGUACUAUCAAUGGUUUUCUUGGCCUGGCUUGAGACAGUGAGUAUUUAGAGAUGCCCCAACCAACCCGUUUCCCCUCUGUUUAUUUUAAAGAGCCUUUUCAAGUGCAUUGAGUGCAUUUCCCUUCUUUUUUGUUUUUUUACAAUACCCUCCAUUUCCUUUUAUUUCACUCCCUGGCUCUACCAUCCCUCUCUCCGUGUGUGUCUGUGUGAACACCACAGUGUUUUUCUGUACUUGACCAUCUGAUGAAUACACAGACAGCUGUGUCUGAAGCACACUGCUCCUCUAUAGAAAUAUCAGGAGGGCUUCAACAAUCAUCUCUUCUCUCUCUCUCUCUCUCUCUCUCUCUCUCUCUCUCUCUCUCUCAUCUCUCAUUCUGCUGCCUUUUCAUUUUUGAGUGCACUACUACUGGUGUGAGAGCACCUCGGAAAGAGAAUACUCUACUCCUCAUUCUACACUGGAAACCAAUGUACAUUUACGCUACUGUAUUCUGGAUGUCAUUACUUCUGUCAAAUGGGUGAAUGCUGUGUAUGUACUGCUUUCUGAUGGCUGUGGACCAUAGGAGUUUGACAUAUUACUGCCUAUGGUCCCAGUAUAGUAUGAUUCAUCAUCCUGCCAAGCUCCUGCUUUUAUGUUCCAUGUUGAGGGAAUCAUUUUCCUAAAGGCUAAAUAUACUACUUGGAACUGUGGGAAGAAGCUUUUAUAUAUAGCUAGCAUCAUUACCUAAAAUCUGCUUAGAAGAAUGAGCUUACUACUGAUGCAGUAGCACACAAUCCUGAACAUAUUUGGUACUGAAGUUUUAGUCAAUGGUUUCAUUAAAUGAAAUGCUUUGAUAAAAACAAUGUUUUUGCCAGUGAUUGUCAAAUCGUCUGGUUAGGUCUACAGACUGGGCUUUUUAUCAGAACUUCAGUCAAAGAUCUUACUGUACAAUUGGUGGAUAUUUGGUUUACUGUACAGUAGACUACAGGAUGUGAUUUCUGUACAUAUCAGACUUGUAUCAGACAUCAAGAGCUAGUUAUCAUGUAUUACAGGUGCAUGAACAGGCAUUACCAUAUCAUUUGUGUUGUGAACAGAGAAAACGUCCAAUAGAACUCAGUCUGUUCUGUUAACUUGAUAUCUAUAUGGAGAUCAUGCCCAAGUAGGCUAGUACAGGAAUAAUCCAUCCUAUUGGUACUAUUAUAUCCAUUUAGUCAUAAAUCAUAUUGGUAUAUCCAUCAUAUUAUCUUGUUUGGCCUAUUGGCUGUAUUCUGCCCCACUACCCCACUUAUAGUGACUGUGGUCUCAUAUUGUAGGUACUGUAUAAUACAGAUUUGAUAUGAUGGUGUUGACAGGGGGACCUUUCAGCACAAGCUUAGAGACAUCCUGCCCAGGACUGUGUCUCUCCCACACAACUCGCCAGCUAUAAACCAGUGAUAAAGCACCGCUCCUCAUUUGCGUCCCAAAUGGCACCCUAUUCCCUAUCUAGUGCACUACUUUUGACCAGGCCCCAUAUAGGAAAGUGGGUGCCAUAUGGGAUGCAUCCCUCUGCACCCUCCCUCCCCGCAGUCAACUAUUAUUGUAUUCAAUUUUGUCCUGGAAAUUGAUAAUUGCGGGGCAUCAGCUUUCUUCAUUGACCAUGUGUUUGAUGCAUCCUUGAAUAAGAAAAGCAGACAUGUGGCAUACUAAGGUACUGUCCACCCUUUGGAGUGUGUCUGAAGUUCUCUUUAUCCAUCUGUUGGCAGACACUGCAUGGCUUCCCCCUUCUACUUAUACAUUUCAACCUAAUGCCCAUUGAGCAAUAUUUUCCCUCACUGUCAGAGCAGUCAUUUCAAGGAAGUGGUGGGUAACUGAAAGAGAAACAGGAUAAGAUGAGGGCAUUGGAGAACAUCACCUACUGACUGCCUCGGGCCUUCAAGCUGGAGUGCAUUUUUAAAGAUGUACUGUAUCUAGGUUUUGUAUAUUGAAUGUUGAAAAUGUUAUAUCUUAUAUAGAAUGCAUAAUGUUAUAUCAAACCAACUUUUUCUAUACAAUCAAUAAAUCUGAUGGUAAAUGAGAUACA
Molecule: messenger RNA, 5039 nt
Organism: Salvelinus sp. IW2-2015
Lineage: Eukaryota; Metazoa; Chordata; Actinopteri; Salmoniformes; Salmonidae
Product: beta-1,4-galactosyltransferase 2-like
Exons: 8
Coding region: 298-1428 (376 amino acids)
Biological process (GO): carbohydrate metabolic process
Cellular component (GO): Golgi apparatus
Molecular function (GO): galactosyltransferase activity
Source: RefSeq, a predicted model, not a curated record